Molecule: messenger RNA, 1578 nt
Organism: Cyphellophora attinorum
Lineage: Eukaryota; Fungi; Ascomycota; Eurotiomycetes; Chaetothyriales; Cyphellophoraceae
Product: Transporter mfs1
Exons: 2
Coding region: 1-1578 (525 amino acids)
Biological process (GO): xenobiotic detoxification by transmembrane export across the plasma membrane
Molecular function (GO): fluconazole transmembrane transporter activity
Source: RefSeq, a predicted model, not a curated record
AUGGCGACACAGCUAGCCAAGAACUCGGCCCUUAGUGCAUUACUACAGGUCUCGCGAGGCAAAGUCCCCAACUACUCUCGGACAGGAGUUAACGUCAAAGACAUUGAGACCACCUCCGUAGAUGGCACUAUCACGCCACCGCCAGAGGUCGAGAAAGAUGAGCAGUCUUCAGAACGGGAGGAGAUCGUGACCUGGAACGGCAAAGAUGAUCCAGACAACCCGCAAAAUUGGCCCAUCGCCCACAAGAUGUGGGUAACAAUCCUGCUCAGUGUAUACACAUUCGCCAUCUACGUUGGAUCAUCAAUCUAUACGCCUGCUCAGCCCUAUGUCCAAGAACAAUUCCAUGUUGGCAACACAGCGGGCUCACUGGGCCUCGCACUCUAUGUCCUGGGCUAUGGCGUGGGAUGUCUAUUGUUUUCACCUCUAUCCGAAAUUCCCGCUAUCGGCAGAAAUCCACCAUAUGCGAUUAGUGGCUCCCUCUUCGUCAUUCUGUGUAUCCCGACAUCGUUGGUCGAAAACUACGCCGGUCUGAUGGUACUACGAUUUCUCCUUGGCUUCAUGGGCAGUCCAUGCCUUGCAACAGCUGCGGCAUCUUUGGCUGACGUCUGGACUCCACCACAGAUGCCUUUCGCAAUCGCGAUCUGGUCGGUGGUGGCUUCAGGCUCGCCAGCCGUUGGUCCUACACUGAGCGCAUACGCGAUAGAGGCACUCGAUUGGCACUGGCAUUCCUGGAUCUUGUUGAUGCUUGCCGGACCUGUGGUGGCAUUGAUGAUCUGCACCAUGCCGGAGACCUCUCCUGAAACGAUUCUGUACUACAGAGCAAAGCGCCUCCGUCAAGAGGGCCACAAGAAUGCCACCUCAGCAGCAGAGCAGAAGCAGAAGAACAUGUCGAUCAAUGACAUGGUCAUGUACUAUAUGGUCAAGCCAUUCGAGCUCAACGCCAAGGAUCCUGCUAUUCUCUUCACGACGAUCUACCUUGGACUGCUCUAUGGGAUCUUUUACAGCUAUUUUGAGUCCCUCCCCUUGGUCUAUCCUGUAUUUUACAACUUCCCAGCUACCAGCGUGGCACUGGUGUUCCUGACUGUCAUCCUCGGAGCUCUCGUGGCAUUCUGUCUACAGAUCGUCUAUCUUAUGAAGGCGGUCUUCCCACGAUUGCAAGCCGGCACAUUCGGCGAGCUCGAGAACUUUCUAAUUGGCGGCGUCGUCACUGGCCCGCUUGUAACAAUCGGCCUUUUCAUCUUCGCGUGGACCAGCCGUCCAAGUAUCCAUUGGAUCGUACCAACGAUCGGGCUCUCCAUGAUCAUCACGGGCAUCUACACUGUCGCUCAAUCAAUAUUCCAGUACUUGCCGCAAAUUUACCCCAGGUACGCAGCUAGCAUCUUUGCACUGAACAGUCUGAGCCGGAGUCUGUUCGCAGUGGCUGCCAUUCUCUACAGCCAUCCCAUGCUCGAAGCACUGGGCAUCGACGGCGGUAUCAGUCUCGACGCUGGGCUAAUGCUGCUGUGUAACCUCGGAAUGGUGGUGUUGUGGAAGUAUGGCAAGAAGUUGAGGGAGAGGUCAACUUUUGCGGAGAGCUAA